AUUUAAAUUUACAAUUGAAGACAUUUUACAAUGACAUCGUUGGCCGCAAGCAUUGUCGUAUUAACGAUAUUGCAUUUGAUUCAAGCGCAAGAAAAUGAAAUUGUCAAAGCCAUGUUGUUGAAUGAAGUUAUUCCAGAUGUCUUGGACGAAGGACCAAAGGAAGUGCUAAAGGUCACAUUUGACAAUGGCGCCAAAGUUAAUAUGGGCAACGAAUUAACACCCACUCAAGUACAAAAUCAACCUCAUGUCGAAUGGGAGAGUGAGGAAGGAGCCUAUUACACUCUUCUAAUGACCGAAUCAGAUGCUCCAUCUCGUGCCGAUAAAAGUGUGGGAGAAUGGCAACAUUGGCUGGUCGGAAAUAUUGCGGGUAAUAAUGUAGCGAAGGGCACCCUGCUAUCCGGCUACCAAGGUUCUGGUCCUAUGCUAGGCACUGGCCUACAUCGCUAUGUUUAUUUGUUGUUUAAGCAACCGCAUCAGCUAGAAUUUGAUGAGAAAUUUUCUCCCAACACAACCACUGAAGGACGGCCACUUUUUUCUACACGAAAAUUUAUGAAAAAAUACAAUUUGGAGACUCCGAUAGCGGGGAAUUUUUAUGAAGCCCAAUACGAUGAAAUCGCCGGUGUACUUUUGGCUCAAUUGGGAUUUUAAACUAAAAUUUCUUCUCUAAGCUAUGUUUGUGGAUAUAAGGUUUUAGAUUUCAGUUUGCAAGGAUUUAGUCAAUGUUGUUAGUCAUUUCACUGUUAAAUUUAGGAAAACUUGCACAUUUUAUAUGAUGGAAAAUGGUUUUGCAUGGAUGAACAGAAACAAUAAAAAAUCUGCAGGACAAUA
This is a messenger RNA of Stomoxys calcitrans (stable fly), 828 nucleotides long. Its product is annotated as protein D3. The coding region runs from base 31 to 648 and encodes 205 amino acids. NCBI's taxonomy places the organism in Eukaryota, Metazoa, Arthropoda, Insecta, Diptera, Muscidae. The transcript is spliced from 2 exons. The record is from RefSeq and is a predicted model, not a curated record.